Molecule: messenger RNA, 444 nt
Organism: Mus musculus (house mouse)
Lineage: Eukaryota; Metazoa; Chordata; Mammalia; Rodentia; Muridae
Gene: Clpsl2
Product: colipase-like 2
Exons: 3
Coding region: 28-336 (102 amino acids)
Biological process (GO): digestion; lipid catabolic process
Cellular component (GO): extracellular region
Molecular function (GO): enzyme activator activity
Source: RefSeq, marked provisional
AGGGAGCUUGCGGCCACCCAGGCCAUCAUGGCAUUCACUCAGGCCUUGGUCACCGUCCUGGCUUUGCUUGCUGGGACCCUGCCACACAGACACAGUGAAAACUCACCUCCCAAAAAGGCCAACGGAGACAAGUGUGUCCACCACACUCAGUGCUCCAGUGACUGUUGCCUCAUAGACCUGGAGAGAAGCGGAGCCUUCUGCACCCCCAAGUCCCGCAUAGGCAUGGGGUGCUUGCCACAGACCAAGGGGAGCCUGAACAUCAUGUGUCCCUGUCGAUCUGGCUUGAAUUGUCAUUCUAAGGACCCCACAUGUCCCCGCCGAUGUCAAAUGAUAUAGAGGAUGACAUAGGCUGCUCAUGGCCCCUGCUGCUGCACCUUCCCCUCCACAGGUGUCACCCCCAUCGCCAACUCCACAUCGACUCCUGGGCAUUAAAAUCACUUCCUG